Messenger RNA from Paraphaeosphaeria sporulosa, 1830 nucleotides. Its product is annotated as S-adenosyl-L-methionine-dependent methyltransferase. The transcript has a single exon. Gene Ontology annotation, molecular function: tRNA (uracil(54)-C5)-methyltransferase activity, S-adenosyl methionine-dependent. The record is from RefSeq and is a predicted model, not a curated record. The coding region runs from base 78 to 1742 and encodes 554 amino acids. Lineage: Eukaryota; Fungi; Ascomycota; Dothideomycetes; Pleosporales; Didymosphaeriaceae. Gene Ontology annotation, biological process: tRNA processing.
UGUUUUCGUUCCUCGGUCGAUCAACGCUCCGCACACUUUCGUACGCUAGCAGACGGGUUCCGUUAAGCAGAUACGGCAUGGCUUCUUCAGCUGCAAAUGUUGCGCCCAUCGAGAGCUUCGGUGAGAAGAGACCUGCGGAAGAGACGCCGUUGAGAAGCGAGGAAGGAUCACGGGGCAGUUACAGGUUCAAGAAUAAGAGAAUGAGAAAGGGCCAUGCCGAGACCAGCAACAUCCUCAAGACGAACGGGAGCAACGAGGAGAUUCUGUUGGAAGAUGUCAAAGCUCUCUUGAAGAGCCUCAAUCUGGAAAAGGAUGUCUCAGCAGAGCUGCCGGAGCUCAGGUCCGAAGUGGAAGUCACCAUCAAAGAGCUCUCUUCCACUGGCGACGGCCUAGGGUUUCAAGAAGGGUCGGCGUCAGACCAAGUCUAUGUGGUUCCGUUCACAGCACCCGGCGAUACCGUCACCGCCAAGAUCUUCAAGCACGAUCAGAAGGAUAAGAUCUCUAUGGCCGAUUUCGUCAAAGUCACGAAACCUUCGCCACACCGUGACCCAUCAUUGGUCAAAUGCCCAUACUUUGCUAGCUGCUCAGGAUGCCAAUUUCAGAUGCUACCGUACGACUACCAGCUUGCCCACAAGAAAACUAUCGUGGAGAAGGCAUACAAGAACUUUUCUCAACUGCCGCCAGAGCUUAUUCCUACCAUUGGCGAUACUAUCGGCUCGCCUUUACAGUACGGCUACCGGACAAAACUCACACCGCACUUUGACGGUCCGCCGGAUUCUCGUCGGAGCGACGGCAGGAACGGUAUCAGACGAAAGUUCCAAGAAGUUCCUCCUAUCGGAUUCAUGAAGAAGGGCACACGGAUCACCAUCGAUAUCGAGGAUUGCCCUAUUGGUACAGAAGCAAUCCGCAAUGGCAACAAGCGCGAGAGAAAACGCGUCGCAAACGAGCUUGAUAAGUACCACAAGGGUGCCACGCUACUCCUCCGCGAAACUACGGAGCGUAUCUCAAAGGAAAACUAUGAUUACUCGGAAGAGCACGACCCAGACGCCGUCAUCGAAGAUCGUGGCGAGCACCUGCACCGCAAAACAUGUGUCACGGACCCGAACGCCAAAAGCACCGAGUACAUCGAUGACUUCCAGUUCGUCAAUCCCGCGGGUUCCUUUUUCCAGAACAACAACUCCAUCCUACCCAUAUUCACACAAUACAUUCGGGACCAUAUUCUACCUCCCACCUCCGACCACAAAGUCAAGCAUUUGAUAGAUGCAUACUCCGGCUCUGGCCUCUUCACCAUCACCCUGUCAUCGCUGUUCAAGUCGUCGCUAGGCAUCGACAUCUCCUCAUCCUCGAUCUACUCUGCGACACACAAUGCCGAAAUCAACAACCUCCCUGCCUCGACCGCGAAGUUCAUUGCGGCAGAUGCUUCCGCGCUAUUCGCCAGCAUCGAUACAGACGCCGCCGAAACCGUUGUCAUGAUCGAUCCGCCGCGGAAAGGCUGCGAUGAGAGUUUUCUGCGCCAGUUGGUGCGGUACGGACCUGCCCGUAUCGUGUACGUGAGUUGCAACGUACACACGCAGGCUCGGGAUGUUGGUGUCUUAGUUGGAGGGAUGAAGGGGGUUGAUGGUGGCUUUGGAAAUGGAGAGGGGUGCUACGACAUCGAGAGCAUCUGUGGGUUUGACUUCUUCCCUCAGACUGGACACGUUGAGGGUGUCGCUGUGUUGAGGCGGAAAGAAGCGAAGCAUUGAGCGAGGGAGAGACUCCAAGAGAAGUGUGUAAACGUCAGGUUUUCGAUCCUGUGCGCGAACAGUGACGAGGGACACUUUGUCCACAUGG